This is a messenger RNA of Hypomesus transpacificus, 502 nucleotides long. It is a transcript of the gene romo1, whose product is annotated as reactive oxygen species modulator 1. Lineage: Eukaryota; Metazoa; Chordata; Actinopteri; Osmeriformes; Osmeridae. The record is from RefSeq and is a predicted model, not a curated record. Gene Ontology annotation, biological process: protein insertion into mitochondrial inner membrane; protein import into mitochondrial matrix. Gene Ontology annotation, cellular component: TIM23 mitochondrial import inner membrane translocase complex.
AUGCCUGUGGCAGUAGGACCAUAUGGACAGGGCCAGGGCCAGCCCAGCUGUUUUGACAGAGUCAAAAUGGGCUUCAUGAUGGGCUUUGCGGUUGGUAUGGCAGCAGGUGCCAUGUUUGGGACCUUCUCUUGUUUAAGGAUCGGAAUGAGGGGCCGUGAACUGAUGGGAGGAGUGGGCAAGACCAUGAUGCAAAGCGGGGGGACGUUUGGAACGUUCAUGUCCAUUGGGAUGGGAAUCCGCUGCUGAAGAUUGUCUCCAAUUGUCACUUAUCGAACUUCCAAAAUGGGACUUUUAUAACAGAGCAUGGCGUCUCUGAGAUUAAGAUUAAUUCUUGAUUAAAGAUGAUUGGGGAACUCCACACUAGCUGUUUUUUUAGUUCAGUUUAAACAAUAUCUUGGGAAAUGCCUGACAAUGUCACUAUCUCUGUAGAUCUGCUGGAACAGAGUCUUUGUGGCUCUGUGAUGGGCUAAGUUUGUCAAAUAAAAGCUGUGAUUUCAAAUUC